Messenger RNA from Sus scrofa (pig), 13270 nucleotides. It is a transcript of the gene FMN1, whose product is annotated as formin 1. Gene Ontology annotation, molecular function: microtubule binding; actin filament binding. The record is from RefSeq and is a predicted model, not a curated record. Gene Ontology annotation, cellular component: actin filament; cytoplasm; cytoskeleton. Lineage: Eukaryota; Metazoa; Chordata; Mammalia; Artiodactyla; Suidae. Gene Ontology annotation, biological process: cortical actin cytoskeleton organization; actin nucleation.
GGCGCAGCGGCAGCUUCAGGCUCAGGCUCUGGACUCAAGCGCAGCAUCCUCGCUGCAGCCGCUACCGCUGUUGCACCUGGUCAGAGCUCUUCAAGUCUUGAAAAGCAGACUCUGUUCAGGCAUGCUGGAUGGUGUCACAUUCUUGACAUCUCAAAGCCUGGAGCCUGCCGGAGGGAAGGUUGAUCUAGGCAGUCUCAUUGCUGGAGAUGACUGUCAGCUGCUUUCCCUGCGUAGCCACCAUCACAUGCCCCACCACCAGAGCCUGGGAAGCCUGACCACAGACCAGCAUCUCCAAGGCAUGAAUAAUUAGGUAGGCAUAAUGGAAGGCACUCACUGUACCCUCCAAUUGCGCAAGCCCAUUACCGAACUCUGCUACAUCAGCUUCUAUCUUCCGAAGGGGGAAGUCAGAGGAUUUUCGUACAAGGGCACCGUAACUCUAGACAGAUCCAAUAAAGGGUUUCAUAACUGCUACCAAGUUAGGGAGGGGUCAGACAUCAGCAGCCUCAGCCUGCAGCCGAAUGAACAUCCUGGUGACAUUUUUUUCAAGCCAACUCCCACCAAAGACAUUCUCACUGAGCUGUACCAAUUCACAGCCGAGAGGGAGAGACUGCUAGCCAACCUACUGAGCUCAGACCACAUCCUGGGGAUUACGAUGGGGAACCAGGACGGGAAGCUGCCGGAGCUCUCCGUGAGCCUGGCCCCCGAGGACGACUGUUUGCAGAGUGCCGGUGACUGGCGUGGAGAGCCUGCUGUGGGCUGUCUCCAUAAGAGGAGCUCCCACGGGAACAAGAAGGCCCGGAGGUUUGGUGGAAGGGGAGAGAGCUUUGAGGCGCUCUCUCAGAGCUCCUUGCAGAAGAGGACAAGAAGGAAGGGGCGUGGGGGUCAGGAGUCAGCUCCUCAGAUGGGGAAGCACCAUCUCUGUUCCAGCGACUCCCUUCCUCUUUCUCAAACAAGCCCUCAUCUUUGGCUCCUAGAGGAAACAGGCAACUUGCUCCCAACUGAGGCGCUUUCCUCGUCCCUGCAGACGGAAGAGAGUUGCACCCCAGAGAUCCCUGGGACACUGGAUGCUGACGCUGGUGUGGGGAGCUUCACGAAGGCUUCUGAGGGCGCCGGGCUUGGAAAGGGAGGGCCAUUUCCUGGCUGCAGCUCCACAGAGACAGGAGACCAUAGUGCAGGGGUGCCAAAGAGGGACCCUUGUGGGCUGGCACGUGUGCAAAGAGGCUCCUCUGAAAGUCACAGGGAGCCUGAGAAACAUCCAGAAGCAGAGAGGGGCCGGAGAGAGAAGGCUACUGAGCGGACUUAUAGAAAGAAGCCUGGUUCCAAAGUGGUGGCCAGAGUCCAGGAUCUGUCUGCUCAGGUGCAGCGAGUAGUUCAAACACAUCCUGAGGCUGAGGAAAGGGUUGCCAUCUGCCCAGCCGCCCAAGCUGAGUUCAUUCCUAGCGCAGACUUGCUCACCCUCCCGGGACCUGAGGCUGGGGAUUGGGGUGCCAGGGGUCAGGGCAAGGAACAGCGAGGAGAUAGGUUAUGGCAGCCAUCGGCCAGGGAGUGUCGCCCCACCAGCGCCGAGGGGGCUGUGAACAAGGUCCUCCUCAAGGUGAUAGAGAGUGAGAAAUUAGAUGAUGCCACCGAGGGGAAAAGGCUGGGCUUCCCCUUUGGCCCGAGAGAAACUGGGGGCAAGAGGGGAGCUGGGCCACUUCUGAGUGGCCCCAAAACCUUGUUUCUGGCUCUGCCCCAUGAUGGAGACCCUGGAGGUGAUGAGAAGAGGCCACCCCCCACAGCCCUGGCAGCUCUUGGCCUGGUAUUGAAUAAUUCAUCCUUUCCGUCCAGUACACACAAACAGAUGUCACCUGUUCCCUCUCCUCCUUCUCCAAGCCUCCCCAGCCCUCGGCAACAUCACAGGAUCCUCCGGCUCCCUUCCCUGCCUGGCGAGAGGGAAGCCGCUCUUGAUGACUCUCUGGGUAGAAAGAGUGGUGCUUUCUCAGGGACCCCCUCUGCUGACACGUUGGAGCCACCAUCUUCUACAAAGGUCACGGAGACUGAAAAAGCCAGCCCGACCUCCCUCAGAGCGGACCAAGCUCGGUUGGUGCCUGGGGAAUCAUUGGAAAAGACCUUGGGGCCCAGGAAGACCGCAGCUCAGCGGAAGCCCUGGUCACCUCCAGGCAUCUCCUCCGAGGGCUUUUCCCGGGACUGCUUCAGUGAGCAGACAGCAGCUAAAGACCUUCCCAACAGGGAUGGAAGUACAUGGGUCCUGGCCUACAGAGCUGGACCAGCCUGUCCAUUUCUGCUCCACGAGGAAAGAGAGAAGCCAAACAGAAGUGAAUUGUAUUUGGAUCUCCAUCCUGACCACAGCCCCACCGAGCAAGAUGAUAGGACUCCUGGCAGACUCCAAGCCGUCUGGCCACCCCCGAAGACAAAAGACGCAGAAGAAAAAGUGGGAUUGAAGUACACUGAAGCAGAAUACCAAGCUGCUAUUUUACACUUGAAGAGGGAGCACAAAGAAGAAAUUGAAAACUUGCAGGCUCAAUUUGAACUCCAAGCCUUUCGUAUCCGGGGUGAGCAUGCAGUAAUAACAGCAAAACUGGAGGAAACCAUUGAAAAUCUCAAAUACGAGAUAGAACACCGAUGGCAAGGAGGAUGUGAAGAGAUGAGAGAUGUGUGUGUCUCCACCAAUGAUGACUGCCCUCCAAAGACCUUCAGAAAUGUGUGCAUCCAGACGGACAGAGAGACUUUCCUCAAACCCUGUGAAGGGGAAGGCAAGACAACCAGAAGUAACCAAAUAAUACCCAAAAAGCUGAAUAUCUCUUCUUUAAGCCAACUUUCUCCUCCAAACGACAACAAAGACACCCAAGUACCACUUCAGUCUGCGGAAGGCAUGUCCUCGAGUCAGCAGAAGGCACCACCUCCCCCUCCUCCACCACCCUUACCCAUAGCCAUCCCUCCUCCUCCUCCCCUCCCACCUGGACUUGGACCUUUGCCACCGGCACCUCCGCCACCACCUGCGAAUACUGGACCUCCACCACCUCCGCCACCUCCUCCGCCUCUGAGUGCUGGACCCCCCCCACCUCCUCCACCCCCACCACUUCCUAACACCCCCACUCUGCCGGAUAGCAAGGGGCCACCUCCUGCUCCAGCACCCCCAGGACGCCCCCCACCCCCUCCUGGACUCUUCUUUGGGGUUGGCCCUUCUAGCCAAUGUCCUCGGAAACCAGCCAUUGAACCCAGUUGUCCCAUGAAGCCACUCUACUGGACUAGGAUACAAAUAAGUGAUAAGAGCCAAAAUUCUACACCAACCUUAUGGGAUUCCUUAGAAGAACCUGAUAUUCGGGAUACCAGUGAAUUUGAGUAUUUAUUCUCCAAAGACACAACUCAGCAGAAGAAAAAACCUCUAUCAGAGACCUAUGAGAAAAAAAACAAGGUCAAAAAGAUCAUCAAGUUAUUGGAUGGAAAACGAUCUCAAACUGUGGGAAUCUUGAUAUCUAGUUUGCAUUUAGAAAUGAAGGAUAUCCAGCAGGCCAUCUUUAACGUGGAUGAUUCUGUGGUAGAUCUGGAGACCCUGGCGGCCUUAUAUGAAAACAGAGCCCAAGAGGAUGAACUCGUUAAAAUAAGAAAGUAUUAUGAGACAUCCAAGGAGGAAGAAUGGAAGCUGCUGGAUAAACCUGAGCAAUUCUUACAUGAGUUAGCCCAGAUUCCUAAUUUUGCUGAGCGUGCCCAAUGCAUAAUCUUCAGAUCUGUCUUCUCGGAGAGUAUCAGCGCCUUGCACCGCAAAGUAGAGAUCAUCACACGGGCUUCAAAGGGCUUGCUGCACAUGAAGAGUGUGAAGGAUAUUUUAGCUCUCAUUCUUGCUUUUGGAAAUUAUAUGAAUGGAGGAAAUAGGACUCGAGGACAAGCAGAUGGAUAUAGCUUAGAAAUUCUGCCCAAACUCAAGGACGUCAAAAGUCGGGAUAAUGGGAUUAAUCUGGUGGACUAUGUCGUGAAAUACUACCUGCGUUACUAUGAUCAGGAAGCAGGAACAGAAAAGAGCGUUUUCCCCCUGCCUGAACCACAAGAUUUCUUUCUGGCCUCCCAAGUCAAAUUUGAAGACCUUGUAAAAGAUUUGCGAAAACUGAAGAGACAACUAGAAGCAAGUGAGAAACAGAUGGUGGUGGUGUGUAAGGAGUCGCCUAAGGAAUAUCUGCAGCCGUUCAAGGACCGACUGGAAGAGUUCUUUCAGAAAGCCAAAAAAGAGCAUAAAAUGGAAGAAAGUCACUUGGAGAAUGCACAGAAAAGUUUCGAAACAACAGUUGAAUAUUUUGGGAUGAAGCCAAAGUCUGGUGAGAAGGAGAUCACACCCAACUACGUGUUUAUGGUGUGGUACGAGUUCUGCAGUGACUUCAAGACAAUUUGGAAGCGGGAGAGUAAAAGCAUAUCUAAAGAAAGAUUGAAAAUGGCUCAGGAAUCAGUCAGCAAGUUAACAGCAGAGAAAAAAGUGGAGACAAAGAAAAUCAACCCCACGGCUAGUCUGAAAGAAAGACUGCGUCAGAAGGAAGCCAGCGUGAGCACCAACUAAAUGACACAGGAAAACGAUGACAGCAAGACGUAUGUUACAUCACAUAUGCAAGAUCCUUUGUAACACCAGUGCUGCAAGAAGGUCUUGAAAGAUAUGUCACCAAGUGUUUAUUUUGCACAUCUCUUUCUGAGGUCUUCUGCAGUGAGCACCCCGUGCCUUCUUAAAGAAGUCCCUUGUUAAGCCACAGGAACAAUGCAAAACUGUUUAACAAGUAUUUGAUAACUGUUUCCUGUAGCGAUCCAAAGUCUGCUCUAAGACCAGAAGAAUUACCCAGAUUUUCCAGUUUCCUUUAAAAGCAGAGAUUUCAACCUUUCUUACCCAAGCAUGAUAUAUGUAAGCUUGUGGCAGGAGAAGGAGCUUUUAUGCCAGUUGCCUUGAGCAAGUUCAAGCCCAGGUCUUUGCACACUUAUGGUUUGAUUAUUGGCCUUAAUUUUUAUCCUAUCGCAGCAGGAUCCUGAAGCGCCCUUUUCACCGAAAGUGUUGAAACUUAUCAAAGCCAUUUUUUUAAGAGGUCGAAGACUAUUUCCUAAGCUUGAGAAAUGGUUAUUUUUUUCCAUUUUUUCAUAAUGAAAGGACAGAAAAUGGACUUCUACAUGGAUGGAGAAGGGGGUUAAAUAGCCAUAAAUUUCAUCCUGGAGAAUAAAUUGUGAUACAGGGAGUUGGCAUCAGCCAUUGAGUAAGACCCAUUCUUUUGUUUUCAUAUGCGUUCAUUACAGACUCCUGGACCACUAGGGAUUCGCCACCCCUUCUGCCCCAGAAGAAACUGUGAUACCUGAGCUGGGACAGACUUGAGGUCAAAGCACCUGCUUGGACAAGUGACCCAGUAUCAUUCAGGGCAUGUUUCACAUGUCCAAGCGUCUGUGAGUAGAUAAUGCCACACUGACUGGCAGCUGAGCUGUACACCAUGUUCUGCGACCGUGUGCAGCUGGAGACCCCUCCCAUGAACCCCAAGAGGCAGUUUCUAGACAAUAAACCAAAUGCUCUUCUCAGCUCUUUAUCAUGACCUUGACCGACAGCCAUGUGACAUACAGUGAGGCAGGAGUUUGUAAUGUAAAAAAAGUUAGGGCAGAAAAAACAUUCUUUAUGUCAAAAUGGAAAGAAGGCAAUUAUGUUACUAUUGAACUUGGGGUGAAAUAACAUACUCAGACAGCUUUUUCUGACCUUGGAAGCCCAUGUGACUACUGCCUCUUGAGUCACAGGGAAACCACCUUGGACCUCUCUCCUGACACUCUUUCCUUCAGCUAUCUAUCACUUUUCAAAUCUAUCUUGGGAGGGGAAAAGAAAGGAGACUCGGGGUAAAUCAAGAUGAGGAUCAAAGCUUACUAGGUUUCAGCCUUGAUAGGGGGAGAGCUUUAUCUCCUCCAGCUGGUGAAGGACAGAGAUGAGCAGGUGCCAUGUAGUCAAAAGCCCCUUCAGGGACCCCAUAAUAGACUUAUCCAAUUAAAGUGGCCCUGUUCCCUAAUAUAGUGCCCUUCCUGGGAAUCAAGAAUGCACAGUCAGGAUCAGAUCAAGUCAUGAAGCCAUAUUCAUGCAGGUGCUAACCACCUUUUCUAACAAUUCAAAAGAAAGGAAUAUAAUAACAUGGUUUGGUUCUUUUUCCCCCAAAAUAAAAGGAUGUGACAAGCAACAUAGAAGAGCUGGUAAAAACUUACAUGACUAAAAGAUGUUGCUUGUGAGCAAGAUUUUUCAAACUGCUUAGAUUAUCUUCAUUUUCACUUGACCGUGAAGAAAAACCUAAGGAAUUCUUCAAUUUAUACUUUCAGCCACCCGAUGCUCUGUGACACUCCUUUUAUUAUUAUCCUACAAAAGAAAAAGUGUCUGUUCGGCCCAGGCCUCGGGAAUCAAUUUUGAGUUCAGUGAGAGCAACAUUAAGUCUAGAUCCUUAUGGCUCUUUAAAGAUUUAAUGGGGGAGAAGGGCAGGAGCCUCUCAGUGGGGUCCCAGUAGCCCACUUCAGGUCUCUAAGUGGGAUGCUCACAAGAAAAUCACUGGAGGAAAGAAGGGCUGUCACUUUAUAAAAAAAAGCAUACUUUCAGGGAACCAGGGCUGAAGAAUGACGAGUAGAAACACUGAAUUUGAGAGUUAGACAAAUGCAACCCAAGUUGGAUUUCAUCCUAGUGGAUAGACUAGAAAUUGGGCGUACAAUACCUAUCUCUAAAGAGAUAAAAAGCUUGCUUCCCUUGCUUGGGGAAGCCUCGUGAGUCCAAUGGAGCAUUAGUGUAUUCAGACACCAUGGCAAGAUCCCCAUUAUUCUCAUCUGCAUCGAGUUUGAAUCCUAUAUCAUGUAUCGAGAUGGCCCUCCUGAGUCCGCUCCUGGAGCACAUUGUGCCUGCACCUUAAUUUCUAACUUGACUUGAUUCUUAGUAAAAGUUCAUAAGAAUUUGUUCAAGGUGGGCUAUAUAAAACAACUCAGAGGCCCUGAGAAUGAUCCCUCCAAAAUUCAGGCGAGAUUGUUAAGUACAACAUGUGUAAUUAAACUUUUCACAGGGAGGAAGUAGUUGGAGUACUGCUUGGCAGCUUGGGUGCUUUUGGCUAGCAGAGUUGAAGUGGCUGUUCUAAGCACAGCUCUGCCUGAAUGAGAGGGCCAGUGGCCAAUAUUCCUGCUCUGCCUUUAGCCAGACAUUCACACCUGGCUUACUAGUCAGACUUGGAGAAACCUUGACUUAUAACAACAUUGUCUCUUCCUAGCCAAGAUUCAUUAAGUCUGAGGACACGGAGGAUAGCAGUUCAGAUUCCUGCAGGAGUAACCAGCAUAAUCAUUGAGUGCACUAUAUACAACAUGAAAGCAGGAUAUUAACAUGUUAGGUAAAAAACACGGGCCUCUGAGGCAUCAACAAUCAGGUUAGGAGGAGGUGUGCUAUAUGGCUCUUUUAACCCAAGAAGAGGCAGCUUAUGGUGAUGAAGAAAGGUGGCCAAGAAGAAAUGGAUGAUAUGAUGAUGGUGGAGGCCCGGGGGUCACAGGUGACGAACCUGCUACCCAACAGUUGCUUUUAAAUCCUUGAGUUGAUGUCUCUUUUAACAUUCACUGCAACUACCUAGGAACUAUAAAGAAUUUCUGAAAUUUAGGAAGUAGAAUAAGGAGAUCCAGUUGUGCUUUUCCAUCUUUAAAUGUUCUAGGAAAAAAAAAAAAAUUGGCAAAAUGGUUGAGGAAUUGAAUGUCAGAUUGGGUGCUGGUCUCUGACCCCCCUCUUCUUCCCCAUAAGGAUAAUAGAAGCUGCACACCUGCUCAGCCUCUCUUGGGCAUCUCCUUUUCUCAUUAGUACCAUAAGGAAAGGCAUUUCCUUAAAUGAAAAAGUCACAUGCUGCUGGUAGAGAAACUGGGAAGAAACAAAGGAAGCAAUAAACUCUUCGGUAGUAUUGGAAACCUCCAGCAAGAUGAAGAAGUCAUUCGUCUGGUCCUUCCAGACUGGAUGUGGAAGACCAUGACCGGAUGUAGCAAAAGAGAUAAGUAUGCGUAUUUUGGGUAAAGAUUUGCUUGUUGGACUGCUAUCUCUAGAGGAUACCACCUGUAUGGUAGGAUUAUCAUUUCACUUCCAUUCUUGCUUUAUUGAAUAUUGUAUUUUCUCAUUUCAACUUUCUUGUCUGGUGUCAUUGAUGCAGGUCACCACAGAUAGCAGCAUAGCAGAUAGCACCCAGCCAGCCUACAAAGGUGAAUUAGCAAUGCAGACCUACAGGCUCUUCCUCAGUAACCAGACUGUGAUGUUACCUUGGGAACCUCUUCAUUCCCUGACAUUCUAGAUUGGUCUCUUUGGUAGUACUGCCCCCCUCCCCAAACAAAGAUGAAACCAGUUUGGGGCUUUCUGAGUCAAGGGGAAGGAAGAAGUCCAAAACAACAACAACAAAAAUACAGCUUCCCUCCCCCUAAAAUGUCUGAUGCAAGUAUCAACUACCCAAUUUUAUAAAUUAGUUUAAAUUCUCUAAAAAUUGCUAACAAGAACUCUUCAUUAAAUUUGAGCUUCAUUUUUCUUUGAUUCUGACUGUCCUAAUCAGAAAAAAAAAAAAUGACCAAAAGGUGGAAGGGAAAGAAAAAGCAUCAGCAGACUUGGCAAUCCACACAUUAAUUCCUGUAUCCCAGAAAAAGGAAAUAUUGUGAAACCCAGUGUUGUAGAAGCCUUGUACACUAAGAAUUUGAACAGCUGUAAAGGCUGAUGCAUGUAGACAAAGUAAGGACUGUCUACUGCCCACUUGAGACUUCAGCCUAAACCAGAUGUUUUUUAGAGUGUGGAUUCAAGAGAGUCAAGAGAGUCAAGUGUUUCUCUGAACCGUUUAUUUUUGGAAAAGGCCCAUACAAAGAGAAGUGGUGUGAUAUAGUAGAAGUGCUACACCAUGAAAGUGUCCUUUCUCUCUUUCUCUCAUAAGAGCAGUUUAUAAAUGUAUGGAACAUCCAAAAAACCAUAAAUACCACAUUUCAUGUUACGCUUUUACCCUAAGAACACAACUGAAGAGAGUGGAUUGAAUAUAGAAAUGAACUUUCAUUCACGUCAACUACUUUGUUAUCCUAAAGAAACCUGCGCAAGAGAAACAAGUCCAUGUGGCCAGACUUACAAAUGGCUAGUUUUUAACCUUUCCAAAAUGCAAAUAACCUGUUGGACCUAUUUCCAUUUUCCAGAUAUGGAGAGAGUCAGUCUGGCUGCUUGGAGCCUUGUCUCUUAUUGGUGCAGAAGUCACUUAAAGGUACCUUUAAAAACAGGCCUCAGUGGGUCUGGCUUAUUUAGAAUCACAUAACUGUGUUUAUAACUCCAUUAAUGAUUGAAUCCAGGCAUCAACUGGGCUCAGUUACACAACCGUAUGUGCCUGAGAGGUUCAUGUUGUGUCAUUUCUGUAGACCCAUAAGUUACUGACACCUAGCUAGAGGCACUGAAUUUUAGUUUCAUGGUUCUUCUUUUCCCCUCCCAAGGGGUGGGCAAUCUACCAAACCCUCCCAGAUUAGUGCUUUGCUGAGAAGUAGUGAAUUCAAGAGAGUAUACGCGUAUCAAACUGAAAGCCAGUUCAGUAGCCUUCUUUGUUCCAAGACCCUUCAUCAACACAGUGAUAUAAACUUAGCCUUUGAGAAAUUUGUGGAGGUGACAACUUACUUGGAAAUGUGAAGAGAUGAGAAUGGCAGCAAGCUAACUCUGUCCCAUGGGGGCAUGCAGGUUCUGCCAACAAAAAGAUCAGGGAAGGAAAUCAAGCCUCAUUCAGCAGUUCAUCCUGUCAUCAGUGGAAUUUACUGGAUUCAUUUCCUCUCUAUCCCCAGCCCCUCCCCCAACCUCCCUGGUGAUAAACAUAACAGAGGACCUUUUUCUUCUCGUCUUCCCUUCUCUGGUAUGACAGUUCAUUUUAGUCAGAGCUUAAGCAAACUCUUGCAUAUUAUGUCUAUGAGAUACUUGUUUGUGUGUAUCUUCUUCACACUAUGAUCUUGAGAAGACUGAUUUGAUCUCAGCUUUUUAUAUGAGAGUGGAGUAGCCAUUAAUUUCUUCUACAUCGCAUAUGCUCAUAGAAUUUUCUAUUUUUUAAUCUUCUCUUAAAUUAAGAAUCUCUAUCUCCUUUUCUGAAAACUGAUUCAUAGGCUUCUCUGGGCUAUAUAUUUUUUUAAUGCUUUGUGUGCCAUUUAAUAGCACUGGGAUGGCAAUAUGCACAUGAGCCCACAAUUCCCCACAGCAGUUUGGGACUCUUUUCCAUGGGAUAAACAACCUUCUGCCACCCUUAGGCUGUCUUGUAGGUUGAGCAUUUCCCUCAAUUCUACCUUUGGAGACAUCAAGGGGUUCUCUUGUCUUUCACACAGUGAGAAUGUCUUCAAAGAGAAUGACUACUUCUCCCCCAUGUAGAGUGUGAGCUGCCAGUGUGUUGCCCUAUACUUAACAUGUCAAGUCAGAAAUAAAAUGGUUUCAGGCAUGUGUUCCCAGUGGUUUGUCAUCAUCUUUGGCCAAGUCGUGCAUACUUUCCUUCCUUAUUCUCUUCUAGGGCUUGCUUCCAUCCUUGUCUCAUGAAACAAAUAUAUUUUUGUUUAUUCAUCUUGGUCAGCUUUCCAAAAUGAGUGGCUAGUCCCAUAGACCCCUGGGUAUAAGGGAUAUUACUCCAAACCUCCCCAUGACAUGGAUGAUAGGUGAGAUCAGGAAUGCUCAGCUCUUUGGGAACUCUCUGGAUGGAUUUUGAAUUCCAGGUUUCUGUGAGAUGUGUAAAAACAGGUAUAUAGCAUACAAAGAUUGUGCUACUCUCCCCAGUAAGAGAUUAUGGGCUUCAAAAACUUUACAUUUUAGAUAGGUUUGAGUGAACUAUGAAUAGCUCUUUUUUUCCCCCUUCUUGGCAACUUGUCCCUGGCUAGAAUCUUAUUUCUUCACAUCUGAGCACCAAGGCAUAAAGAAAGUGGUGUCAACCCACUGUGGCUGCACACUUCAUAAUCUUCUAAAGAUGACCAUUUCCCUUGGAAACAAAUCCAUGGGGGAGGGGAAGUCUAGUGACCAUUCUUGGGUAAAACGCAUAGGAUGAGGGGGGGUCCACCAAGGGAUAGGUCUCUUCCAAAUAGUAAUUUUACAUUUUUUCACUUUCAUAAGACACAAAUAAUAUGACCCUACUGUUAGAAGGAUAUAUACAUCUUUGAAGAAUAUAAGCAAAAAAAGGACUUCCCUUUAUAGAAACAAUCGAUAUUGCCAAAAAGGCAGAAGCUUUUAAAAUUAGAAAUUGGAUAAUUUUUAAGAUUCUUUAGAGAAAACACAUAAUUGAUUCAUCGUAGUCUUUUCCUUUCUUUGAGUUUUAAUUUAGACCAUCAUGGGAAGAGGAGCAGCCCUGGACUUUGAUUUAGGGGAUUGUGCUUUGGCCUGGAAAAUCAUUACUGGCCUGAAUGCCCAGAACCUAAGUGAAAUCAGUCAGCAUCCUAAUAGGAAUCAGGCCUAACAGAAAUGUAAAUUAUUUCAGGUCCUUUAGGGUUUAAUUUUCUUAGCAACACCCUGGGUCCUUGCUUCCUAAAAUUAAUUCGACCCGUGCAGUUAGGUGUCUUCAUUUGGCCUUGUGAGAUUGCAAGUAAUGGCGUGAUGGAGAAAAAACAGGAGAUGGGGGAGAAGGAAAAUUUGAACACGGCCAGGGUGCAAGAUUUUGCUAAUGGAGUGCAUUUUUAGGGAGUUGGUGACCAUUCCUGUGGUUGCAUCAUGGGCAGCCUUUCAGCAGAAGCUGAAGGCACAUGUGUUAGAGCAAGGAGGAUGCCCAGUAUCUCGUACUGGUCUGUAGCUGACACUAUGCUGGAAAAGCAGGUGCUGCAGUCAACCUGGCCUGUGUUUGCUGCAAUGACUCCAUUAAACUGCAGAUUCAUUUCCAUGGGGUCAGUUAUCCCUGGAACUUCCUGUUAAAAGUCUCAUUGGCAUAUAACUUCAUUUCACUUGUCUCCUUUCAGUGCUUCUGCAUCAACCUCCCCUUCUUUUAUACCCCACAGCUAUUUUUCCUCACUUCGGCUUUAGCUUCUCCCGGACCCAUCUUUCCCUACCCCUUCCCAUCCCUAGACACCUGAAUGUCCCCUGAGUUCUCUUGCUCUCACUACACACACACACGCACGCAUGCUGUGCCCCACUCCCCAGCCCUUUGGACAGGAGCUCUGCUGUCACCAAGGGAGACACAGCAUUGCGACUGUUCCUGUUAAUGUCAGCAGCACCUCAUCACUUAGGCAAAGAGGAAAAUCCAUAAAAGAGAUGGAAAAUUACAUUUCUCUCUUUUUUUUUAAAUUUUGUGCUACUUUAAGAAGGUUGAGGAGAGGGGGUGGCUCCAGUCCUUCUCAAUUUCUCAGAGAUUUUUUUACUUUAAAACUGUCCAAUUAUGGACCAUUCUUUUGGUAAAUUGUUAAUCAGUCCAGGUCUGGUAAAUUUUUAAUCAGUCCAGGUCAUCCACUAAGAUGCAUCAGACCCAAGUUUUGAAUCUCAAGUAACUUUUCUGUGCUCCUGGACAAAGUGACUUAACUCUGUGCAAACACUUUGAAUCAUUGGCUUUUUAUUGCCCCUCAAUUCUUAAGACUAGUCAUUGUUCAAACAUCUUCACAAAUCUGGAUCAGGAUGUUGACAAUCUAUGGUUAUUUUCAGAUCAAGAGUAACUAUUACACUCUUGAAAGCACUUAAAAAGAAAAUAGAAGCAUGUCCAUUUGACUUUGAAAAAAGUUUGCUUUUCUGAAUAUUAUACCAAUCUGUAGAUGUAAUUUUAAAGGAUUUAAGCAACAAUGAAGACAGUUUGAGAAAUGAGAAGGCACUUUAAAGACAUGAAACCUUACAUUAUAUGCUCUUGGAUAUUUUUUAAUGUAAUAAGCUAAUUGGAUUCAGGUAUUUUUUUUCCCUUUAAAUUUUUAAAAAUAUUUCUAAUUUGUUUGCAUAUUUAAUUUUGUCAAAGCUGAGAAUUGCUUGUUAGUCGAAUAUGUAAAUGUCAUUCGCAAACCAAAUGAAGUAUUUAUUUUUAAAAAGAAAGGGUGAAGGAACCAAUAUUGAUUUGUACAUAAUGAAAAUAUGUGUGUGUGUGUAUAUAUUUUCUUCCUUGACACUACUUUGUCCCCACAUCAAGUGUAUUUUUGUAUAUAAUAUAUAUUGGUUAGAAAGUGUAGAUUGUCUAUUCAAAGAAUUCUAUCUCUAUGAUAGAUUGUAUUUAUCCUAAUCUGUUGAUACUUCUGUUAACUUAAGAGAUAGAACUCUAUUUUUUUGGAAUUUGCAGAGAACUGCAUUCAUAGCUUCCAGUUGUAAAUAUGCUAAGGGUAUUUUAAUAAAUCUUGGUUUCAUGUC